This is a messenger RNA of Archocentrus centrarchus (flier cichlid), 5133 nucleotides long. It is a transcript of the gene nfkb1, whose product is annotated as nuclear factor of kappa light polypeptide gene enhancer in B-cells 1. Gene Ontology annotation, cellular component: NF-kappaB p50/p65 complex; cytoplasm. The transcript is spliced from 24 exons. Bases 587 to 3430 code for a protein of 947 amino acids. Gene Ontology annotation, molecular function: DNA-binding transcription factor activity, RNA polymerase II-specific; RNA polymerase II cis-regulatory region sequence-specific DNA binding; protein binding. NCBI's taxonomy places the organism in Eukaryota, Metazoa, Chordata, Actinopteri, Cichliformes, Cichlidae. The record is from RefSeq and is a predicted model, not a curated record. Gene Ontology annotation, biological process: signal transduction; regulation of DNA-templated transcription.
GUUAAUUCGGCCUCGAUUAAUCAAACAUCAAAAGCUUAGUUUAGUGAAAGUUGUAACUUUUAAUCUAACUUUUAAUCUCGUUUAAGUCGCUCGGGUCCUUGGUAGCCAAAGGGCAGCAUGGUUAAAUUGACAAAACAAUUAAAAAAAUAAAACUUUAAUUUACUCUGAACUGCCGUGUGGAUUUUGGAGUUGCAGAUUACAGGCCUGGGGUCAUCCGAUUCUGAUAUUUAUUCGUUCCGCUCACGUUGUUCGGUGUCCCGAAGUGAAGGGCGGUUUAACCGGCAGAUUUUCAUACCAACUACUGUGUUAGGCUCCCGCACACGGAACCUACGAGGCUAGCUCCCGGGCAGCCGAGCCAGGCAACGGGUGGCGAGGACGGCCGCGGUGUGACACGAAGCCGGCGGUCAGAGCGAAGCGGCACGGACGUCGGUGCUGAGGAAGCGCUGGCCUACAGGCUGUUUGUUUUUAACGGCCGCUUUAGCGACAUAAACAACAACAACAACAGCAGCAGCAGUCCGGUGGCGCUAAUUAGCUGUUAGCCGCAGAGCUAACGCAGUUCACACAGGCUCUGAGAGCGGGACGCCCGAUGCUGCUGACAGACACCACCAUGGCCGGAGACGACCACUACCUAAACCCUUCCAACCAGGUUUUCGAUAACUUCAUAAUGGACCCGACGUGGGAGUUUCCACAUUUCUCUGCGAUAUCUCAGACGGCGUCUCUGCGGACAGUGGACGGACCCUUCCUGCAGAUCGUGGAGCAGCCUAAACAGCGUGGCUUCAGGUUCAGGUACGGCUGUGAAGGGCCGUCUCACGGAGGUCUGCCAGGAGCCACCAGCGAGAAGAACAGGAAGACCUACCCCACUGUGAAGAUCUGUAACUAUCAGGGUCAGGCUCGGGUGGUGGUCCAGCUGGUGACGGCGCUGAGCAACCACCCCCACCUGCACGCUCACAGCCUGGUGGGGAAACAGUGCGAUAAAGGAAUCUGCAUCGCUGACCUGCAGUCCAAGGACUCCACCAUCAGCUUCCCAAACCUGGGUAUCCUCCAUGUGACCAAGAAGAACGUGGCAAAGACCCUGGAGGAGCGGAUGGUCGAGGCCUUCAGGCUGGGAUACAACUGCGGGGUCUCCAUCCACCCUGAGAUCGACGCCAUCCAGGGGGAGGUCCGAGUCCCCCGGGAACUCACCGAGCAUCAGCUCAGUGUGAUCAGAAAUGCUGCUGCUACUCAGGCCAAAGAGAUGGACCUCAGCGUGGUUCGGCUCAUGUUCACAGCGUUCCUCCCCGACAGCGACGGCGGUUUCUCCAGACGACUCGAGCCCGUGGUGUCGGAGCCGAUCUACGACAGCAAGGCUCCAAACGCCUCCAACCUGAAGAUCGUGAGGAUGGAUCGGACCGCCGGCUGUGUGACCGGAGGAGAGGAGGUGUACCUGCUCUGUGACAAAGUCCAGAAAGACGACAUCCAGGUCCGGUUCUACGAGGAGGACGACUCGGGUCUGACCUGGGAGGCUCUGGGAGACUUCUCCCCCACAGACGUCCACAGACAGUUCGCCAUCGUCUUUAAGACGCCAAAGUAUCGAGACCAGAACCUGCAGAAACCGACGUCUGUGUUCGUCCAGCUGAAGAGAAAGUCUGACAACGAGACCAGCGAGCCUAAGCCCUUCACCUACCACCCCCAGAUCAUAGACAAAGAGGAGGUGCAGAGGAAGAGGCAGAAGACUUUACCCAACUUCCAGGAUUUCAGUGGUCACGGAGGAGGAGGCCUGUACAGAGGAGGAGGAGGAGGAGGAGGAGGAGGUCCAGCUGCAGGAGGAGGACCUGGAUCUGCAGGAUACUACCAGGGCUUCACUACCUACAACUAUGGAGGAGGAGGGGGUGGAGGAGGAGGAGGAUUCCCCACAGGAUACUCAGCUGGUCUGGGGGGAGGAGGAGGAGGAGGAGGAGGGAUCAAACACGCCUCUCAGGGCAGCGCCGCAGACGACGACGGCGACUCAGACGAUGACUCGCCAUCAGCGGCCGCGCUGCUGGUUUCAGCCCGGCCUGAGGGCGCGGAGGUCGGGCAGAGGAGCGAGGACGGAGGGGUGGAGCCAGAAACACAGAGAGAGUGCGAUGCCAAGGAGCAGCUGGUUCAGGUGACCAACCUACAGUUGCAGGCGCUCUUUCAGUACUCGGUUACAGGAGAUUCGGCGUACCUGCUGGCACCACAGCGCUCCCUAAUGGCCGCGCAGGACGUGGAUGGUGACACUGGGCUUCAUCUGGCUGUUCUCCACAGCCAGCGGGAGGCGCUGAAGAGUCUAACGCAGGUGGUGUCUGCUCUUCCCGGAGAGGAGGUGCUCAACAUGAGGAACCACCUGUACCAGACUCCUUUGCACCUGGCUGUCAUCACUCAGCAGAAGGAGGCGGUGGCAGCGCUGCUGUCGGCCGGUGCCGACCCAACUUUGACGGAUCGUCACGGCAACACAGUGCUGCACCUGGCAGCUCAGCAGGAAGGAGGGAUGGUACAAUUUUUACUGCUUCACAGAGAGCUGAGAGAGCUGCUGGACCAGACCAACACAGCAGGUCUGUGUGCGAUCCACCUGGCAGUUCUGGCCAACCAGCUGUCUUCUCUCAGGGAGCUGCUGGAGGGUGGGGCCAACGUGGAGGCCCAGGAACGCAGCUGUGGACGGACGGCCCUCCAUCUCACCACCGAAACGGACAACGUAUCGCUGGCCGGCUGCCUGCUGCUGGAGGGAAACGCCAACGUGGACUGCUGCACCUUCAACGGCUCCACACCCCUCCACAUCGCUGCAGGGCGGGGCUCCGUCAAGCUAACGGCUCUCCUGAUGGCUGCAGGUGCGGACCCUCAGAAGGAGAACUUUGAGCCACUGUUCUUCAGGGAGGAGGAAGAGGAGGAGGAGUGCUGUGAAAAAGAGAGCAAGGAUGAGGAAGAGGAUGAAGGGUACAUCCCAGGAACAACUCCCAUCAACAUGGCUGCCACCACUCAGGUGUUGGAUCUUCUGAAUGGUAAAGAAUAUGAACCAAAGGCACCUCAGAGGACCUUCGUCCCUCCUCAAGGUGACCUGGCGAGCCUGGACGUGGAGGUGAAGCGGGCGCUGUGUGACGCUCUGGAGAGUGAAGGAUGCUGGGAGAAUCUGGCUCACAGUCUGGGUCUCGGGAUCCUCAACACGGCCUUCAGACUGAGCUCCUCCCCUGCCAAAACCCUGCUGGACAGCUACGAGGUCUCCGGGGGAACGAUUAGGGAGCUGCUGGCUGCUCUGAGGUCAGUCGGAGACUGCAGAGCACUGAGCAUCCUGGAGGAGGCGCUGCAUCACGAGGACGCUCCAGCCACCAACGAGAUGAGUGGUGAGCUUCUGUGCGCUCAGGUCCAGGAUCUGAAGGUGGACGCUCGAAUGGACAGCGGGGUCUGCGACAGCGGGGUGGAGCUUUCCACGGCGUAAUGAUCCGAUUGGUCCGUCUCAGACCAAGUCCACCCGUCGUCCCUCCUCUGGACUGAGUGUGACGCUCGUCUUCGUGAUGGCUUCAGGGCUGAAAGUUUCUCUUUAAACUUUUUUUAACCAAUUUGUAAAAAACAAAAACGUGAUUUUUAAGGCGUGAAAAGUUGAACUGAUAGAAAACGCAAAGAUUUUACUUUGUUUUUGUCUGUUUUUCGGCCACAACACUCCAACAAAGACAAGAAGCAGCUUCUGUUCCCACAGAGCGAGUAAAGGAAAAACCCACCAAAAAUCUCCCCUUUGGUCGGCUGCCUUCUCCUCCUCAGUCGCUCUCUGUGCGCUCGAUGGUAAAGUUGUGGAUUUGCGGGUUUUUCUGUCCAUUUUAACUGCUGAAUGCUUCGCUCGGUUUGUUCUUCUGCAGCCGUCUGCAGAGAAAAGGUGCUAUGAAAAAUGAAAUGAUUGUAAAGGAUCAGAUACUCUGUAAUCUGGUGUUAGUCUGAGGGCAGAAAUGCACCACCUCAGAUUAAAGUUGCAUAAUUAGGAGGAAAAACUCUGAAAAUGUGACGAUGAGCUGCAGAGUUCAGUGAAAGGUUUGAAUCGAGCUGCGACAGCAUGAUUCAGUCAGUCUCAGAGGUCAGUGAGGUUUCUGUUGGUUUAAAAUGACUGGUACAGGUCAUCCUAAUAAAGUGGUCACUGUGACAGCAGGAACACACCAACGGCUCUUCAUGGACAGAUAGGAGUGUUUUAUUCAGACGCUGCAGAUGUCUGAAACUCUGAGCGCUUUUUAAGUAUUAUUUUUACAUUUUUAAUGAUGAUGCUCACAAAAAUGAAAGGAACCCUUUUUAAUCAUCAGGUUAAAUUUCUGGGAUACUGAUGUGGACAGCUAAGCGGCAGAGGGGGUGUCAAUCGCUUUCAGCUGCCAUCAGGUGUCAGGAUGAAGUCCUUGGACCUGUCAGACCCUACGCUGGUGGGUCCUGGGUUCCUCCUGGUUCUUCAUGUGGUGAGAGUAUGCAGGCAGUUCCUGGAGGAUGAAGGAACUGAUACCACUGACUGGCCCCCACGCUGGCCUGACCUAAAUCCAACAGAACACCUCUGAAACAUUACAUUUGGGUCCAUCUGACACCACCAGGCUGCUGUCCAGGAGUUCAGUGACGCCCUGCUCCAGAUCUGGGAGGAGAUCCUCCAGGACUCCAUCCAUCGUCUCAUUAGGAGCAUCCACGUUUCCAGACAUGCAUACAAGCAUGUGGGGGCCACACAAACUACUGGGGCCCAUUUAGAGUUGCUGCAGUGAAAUUUCAGCUACAUGUUCCAGCUGCUGCAUCACUUUCACUCUGUAGGUUCUUCAUUUCCAUCAGGUGAUGUGGCAUCCCUUUGUUCCUCACACACCACCCAGUCCACAUCCUGCAGGAGUUUUUCCCACUGAGAUCUGAUGUUCUCAAAGUGUUCCUUUGAUUUUCGUGAGCAGUUUCUUCUUACGAUCCAUCAUGAACUGAAUCUGAUUUUUAAUGUUUUUUUCCUCCCCCCUCUGGCAUGAGGGGACACUCAGAGAAACAAAAUGCAUUGUGGGAAAGCUAGUCCAGAGCUGUGGAGAUGUGCUGUUCCUGUUUCUGUAAUCAGCAUAUAUUUAUGUUCCCACCCUGCACUGUACAGUUUAACAAGAGCUUUUAACCUUUUUUAAAUGUUUUUUAAAUAAAUAUUUGAAGCGUGUG